AUGCAAGCUUCAACAGACAGCGUCGGAUAUCCGGUCUCCGUUCUAUUCGGACCGCAAUGCAGCAAUAUUGAUGAGGUCUCGGCUCAAAUAAGCACGACUCUUGCUGAAGAUUCAUCUCUUCAAUUCAUCAGUGAGAUUCUGCAGGAGCUGCCUUCUCUCUGGGCCGAUAUUACUAAGGCCUUGCCGACCCUCUGCAAAGUCUCGGGGGAUGAGCAGAUCAUCGCACUGGUGCAACAUUUACAUGGCUCACCCUCACCACCCACAGGAGAGCCUAAAAAUGUAAUCCUGACGCCCCUCACUGUGAUUAGUCAAAUCUUGGACUUUAUCAAGCUCAAGGAGUUGACUGGGGAGCAAUACAUCAUCGACGCUCAAGGGUUCUGCGUGGGAUUCCUGGCUGCGAUCGUGGCCGCUUUCUCCAAGGACGAGUUUCAGUCACUCACUGCGACAAUUAUUCGACUAGCAGUAUGCAUCGGUGCUUUGGUCGACUUGGACGAGUUGAACUAUGGUGCCUAUCGGUCUAUUGCUGUAAGGUGGAAGCAAUCAGCAGCUUGCAAGAAGUUUCAACAAGUGAUUGCAUCCCAUCCAAAGGCUUAUACAUCAUGCGAGUUGGAUACGAAUAGUGUCACAGUAACUGUUCCAGAGGAAGACAUGGAUGCCUUGGUCAAAGAUCUUGCAAGUCACAAUGUAUCAGCGAAGCCCAUUUCUCUGAGGGGAAGGUUCCACAGCGAAGCACAUAAGGUCGCUGUGCAACAUCUUGUCAAGUACUUUCAGCACGACAAGCGCUUGCAGCUUCCAAGUGGAGGCGAACUUCUCCUGCCUCUCCGAUCCAACGUGGACGGCAACGUCAUUGACCAAGGGGAUUUACUCACCAUUGCCUUGGAAUCUAUCCUGGUCAUGCAAUGCAAGUGGCUUCCUACUGUUGCAAAUUCGUUCUAUCGUGUAAGAGAAGCGGACAAUGCUGCUCGCUUGCUGACGAUUGGCGGGAGUUCCAUCAUCCCCCGUAGUGUGAGCAUUCAAUCAGCACCGCAGAACGGCCAUCGUGACUUGUGUCAAGUUACUAAUGGACCUUCCAACGGGCUCACCAAUGGUCACGCGUCUUCCAACGGGGUGAAAAUAGCGGAAGGGUUGCAGCAUACCACUCGCAACGCUCAUCGUGACGACCCAGUAACCCCAAUCGCAAUUGUCGGGAUGGCUGGUCGGUAUCCCCAGGCCGAUUCUGUUGAGGCGUUAUGGGAGAUGCUCGAAUUGGGGCGGUGCGCUGUCAGUGAAAUGCCAGACGAUCGAUUCAAAAUGAACGAGCUUCUACGACAGCCAAAAGGACCGUUCUUUGGAAAUUACCUAGAUGAUCCCGAUGCUUUUGACCAUCGAUUCUUUGGUAUCUCAGCCCGCGAGGCAGAGGCCAUGGAUCCCCAACAACGACUGCUGCUACAAGUCGCAUACAAUGCGAUGGAAUCGGCCGGCUAUUGUGGAAUCUCUGCUUCUUCAUUGACCUCGGACAUUGGUUGCUAUAUCGGUGUCGGAUCGGAUGAUUAUACGGACAACGUUGGGUCCCGGGACUCCAACGCAUUUUCCGCCACCGGGACUCUUCAGGCAUUCAACAGCGGGCGCAUCAGUCACUACUUUGGAUGGAGUGGUCCAUCAUUGAUAGUUGACACAGCUUGUUCUUCAGCUGCUGUGGCGAUUCAUCUGGCCUGCAAGGCCCUACAGGCGAAGGAAUGCUCGAUUGCAAUGGCCGGAGGAGUGAACGUCAUGACCAGUCCCAAAGUGACUCAGAACCUAGCCGCUGCUUCUUUUCUGUCCCCUACCGGUGCCUCCAGGGCAUUUGACGCGGAUGCAAACGGCUAUUGUCGCGGUGAAGGUGCAGGGCUGGUGAUGUUGCGACCUUUGAAGGAUGCCCUUCGCGAUCAUGAUACAGUUUUGGCUGUCAUCGCGGGAUCGGCAGUGAAUCAGGGGUCCAACUGUUCCCCAAUAACCGUCCCUGUCUCAGAAUCUCAACAGUCUCUAUAUCGCAAAGCCCUUGCUGCAGGGGCUACGUCUCCAUAUGAAGUUAGCUAUGUCGAGGCCCAUGGUACUGGCACACAAGUGGGAGAUCCCAUUGAGUUUGACAGUAUUCGCCAGGUUUUUGGCGGAGCAAGUCGAGCUGAAGAGCUUUGGAUUGGGUCUAUCAAAGAUAACAUUGGACACACAGAAACCUCAUCCGGAGUUGCAGCACUGUUAAAGACAGUCAUGAUGAUCCAAAAGGCCAGAAUCCCGAAACAGGCCAAUUUUUCUCGCCUAAAUCCCAAAAUACCUUCUUCCCAUCGGGAGAAUAUUUCAAUUCCUAACAAGUCUAUCAACUGGGAGUCCUCCCAUCAUGCGGCCAUGGUAACAAACUAUGGCGCCGCUGGAAGUAAUGCGGCAAUUCUUGUCAAACAGCACAGGAGUCCAUCGUGUAGUUUAGACUACGUCGAAGGAGGCGCAUCAGAAGUCCCAAUCUUCAUUUCGGCAAAGUCUCAAGAGUCCCUUCGCGCUUACUGUGAGGCUCUUCACAGGUUUAUCACUGAAAGGUCGACUCAUCCCAAUGAAAGCCUGCUGCAAGACAUCGCAUACAAUCUUGCAAUCAAACAGAACAGGAAAAUGGACUACGUGACUACUUUCUCAACGAACGCCAACGAUAUACCCAGCUUCCUGAACCAGCUCGCUGAGGUGAUCUCAAAAAAUGCCCACACGCAAAAGAAGCCAGAAAGCCCACUUCCUGUGAUUCUAUGCUUCGGUGGUCAGGCUGGUAACACUGCCAGUAUUUCAGAAGACCUGUUCAAUUCCUGCGGGCAUUUGCGAAUUCACUUGAUGGAAUGUGAAAGCACUUGCAAAGCCUUGGGUCUUCCCAGUCUGUUCCCGACGAUCUUCCAACAUAGUCCAAUUGAAGACCUGGUAUCCCUUCAUUGCAUACUUUUCUCCAUCCAAUACGCGUCUGCCAGAGCUUGGAUUGACUCCGGGCUGAAGGUGGAACGUAUUGUUGGACACAGCUUUGGCCAACUAACCGGAUUAUGCGUGGCGGGUAUCCUUAAUCUUUCCGACGCCAUGACGCUCAUCUCUCAGCGAGCGAGCCUUAUCAAGAGCAGUUGGGGUCUGGAACAUGGGAGCAUGCUGUCCAUGAAAGGUACACAUGAAGAUGUCCGUGGCCUGGUGAAUGAUUGCAAUAACUCUGUGGAUAUCGCGUGCUUCAACGGCCCACGCGACCUGGUUGUUGCCGGGGACGAGGUCUCCAUCGCAAAUAUCGAAACUAUAGCUGCGGGCGGUUCCAUGUUUAUCCAAACAAAGCGUUUACGCAGUACUCAUGGUUUCCACUCUCGACUGGUCGACGGGAUUGUUUCCGGCCUCACUGAAGUCGCUCAGUCACUUGUGUACCGCGAGCCACGGAUUCCGAUAGAGGCCUGCUCUGAGUUGGACGAUUGGACUUCUGUGACCCCCACGAAGAUAGUCCAGCACAGCCGCAUGCCUGUGUACUUUGAAUCAGCUGUGAAAAGGGCUGCAGAGAAGGUUUCCGGGCCGGCGAUCUGGCUUGAGGCUGGAUCAGGAUCGCCUGUGAUCCCGAUGAUUCGACAGAUUAUCCAGUCGUCCGAAUCCCCGGAAGGGCAUGUCUUCCAAUCAACUAAUCUCCAUGACUCGCAAGCACAACGAAACAUUGCCAAAGCCACAUCGAACCUUUGGUCAAAGGGCGUCGAAGCGCAGUUUUGGGCUUUCUGUCAUCACCAAGCACCUUCUUACAAGUCGAUCAAUCUGCCUCCUUAUCAAUUUGCGAAGACCAAGCAUUGGAUUCCGUUUGAUCCAUCUGCUUUCCAUCCAGUUUCACCUACAUCAUUACCCGACAAUAACAGUGGACUGGUCAAAGUGGUUGAACAAAGUUCACGGGACACUGUUUUCUCCGUCAAUGUUUCUCACCCGGUCUACCGCUUGUGUGCCGAAGGACAUUCCGUUGUUGGUCAACAUCUGUGUCCUGCAUCUCUUUACAUUGAAAUCAUCUUGGAGGCGGCAAGUAAGGUAGCCUCAAAUGGACUCUCUGGGCUUAUGCCACAUAUCCAAAAUCUGAGCAUCUCUGCCCCGUUGCUUCUUGAGUCCAAAGGACAAGUCUGUCUCCGACUAUCACAGACUGACACCCAUCUCAAGUGGUCUUUCUCUCUUUUCACGCGGCAGAUGAUGUCAGAUCCAGAGACGCACGCCACAGGUGAGAUCGGACUUCACAACGUGGAUGGAGCUUCUCAAGCUUCCUCGCGUUUCCGAUCCCUGGAUCGGCUCAUCACUCCAUCUCGCUCUCAUGCCAUUGCAAUGUCAUCGGAUGCUAGUGGGCUGAUUGGACUACCCGUUUACCAGACCUUCAACCGAGUCGUUGAAUAUGCAGACUACUUCCGAGGGGUGAAAAAAGUGUUUGCCAGCGGACAUGAAGCCACCGGUCUCGUCUCCUUGCAAGAUUCCCCAAGUGCAAAUGGCAUCUGUGACCCCGUACUCGUCGACAAUUUCCUUCAGGUGGCUGGUAUUCAUACUAACUGUUUGUCUGAAACACGCGGCGAUGAAGUUUUUGUCUGCAGUGGUAUCGAGGACAUCUUUUUGAGUGAUGCCUUUAUCAACAGAGAUACCAAGUCUACCGGAACCACCACAACCUACACCAGUUAUGACCGACCUUCCAAGAAGCAAUUUAUGAGUGAUAUCUUUGUUUUUGACUCUGAAAGCGGCAAGCUGCUUCUUGCCAUCAUGUCGGCAACAUUCACUAGUGUUUUAAUGUCCAAUUUGUCUCGCGCUCUCAACAGACUAAACAAAGACGCUCCUGAGUUAGUCCUCGGGUCAGGUGAGAGAAAGCCCCGACUUGAGACACAAGUGGCCGCGAUGACAAAUUCGCACAAUCUUCAGCAAGGAGUCAGUGUCGGCGGGGGCCACAUAGACACCAUUCGAGAGAUGUUCCACACUCUUCUAGGCAUCCCACUGGCAGAGUUACUCCCGUCAUCAGGUCUUGAAGAUAUCGGUGUUGACUCGCUCAUGCGAACUGAAGUCUUGGCUGAGAUCAAGAAGCGCUUUGAUUUCAACUUAUCUGUCACUACGUUGAUGGAGGUCUCCGAUAUCCAAGGUCUGGCCAACACAAUAUUCCAGGAUGCUUCCCCUCAAACCUUACCUGUUUCCGCCCCAGCCGAAGUCCCUAUUGAGGUCCCAGUGAAGCAGAUGUUGAGUCAAGUUAGCCAUAUGAACGCAACACCUGCCACAGAUGACUCUUUGGCUGAGUUGUCAAGAGAUGUAUUUGCCAAGCUCAAGACAACUACCGCUCACAGUCAGAAAACCCAGUGGACUGGUUUUUGUGACUCCGUCUAUCCCCAGCAGAUGGCUCUCGUAACGGCAUAUGUUGUCGAAGCUUUCCAAGACAUGGGGGUUCCGCUUGAGUCCGUCGGUCCCGGACAGGUCAUUCCGCAACUUCCAGUAUUGCCUCAACAUCGGCAGGUGAAGGAUCAGCUCUAUUCAGUCUUGGAAUUCUCCAAGUUGGUCCAAAGGCAAGGAAACUCUAUCUUACGAACGGAGAGACUCAUUCCGACCACGCCUUCAUCUGUCCUGCACGAGCAAAUUGUCCGAAAAUACCCUUGUCACGAGUCCGAACACAAUCUUCUUCGCACCACUGGAUCCCAAUUGGCUAAGUGCUUGACUGGCUCGGCUGAUCCCCUGGCCCUUCUAUUCCAGGAUAAGCAGGCACGUGAACUGAUCGGAAAUGUAUACACCCAUGCGCCAAUGUUCCUUUCUGCAACAAUGCACUUGAGGCAACUUCUCCGGGAUGUUCUCAGCAAAGCUGACCCUAGUAGAGAGAUCAAGAUCCUCGAGAUUGGCGCAGGCACUGGUGGUACUACCGGCUUUCUCCUUGGUCAACUCGCGGACGUCUCUGGGCUACGCUUCCAGUACACUUUCACAGAUAUCUCAUCCUCACUGAUUGCCCUUGCCCGAAAGAAAUUCCAGAAGUACAAUUUCAUGCGGUACACAGCUCUCAAUGUUGACCAGGAUCCUCCCGAAGCAAUGUUAGGACAAUACGAUGUGAUCAUCUCGUCAAACUGUGUUCACGCCACCCCCAGCAUCGCGAGAUCGACCAAGAACAUCAAUAGUCUUUUGCGACCUGACGGAAUUCUUUGCUUGAUUGAGCUAACCCGCAACCUCUUCUGGUUUGACUUGGUCUUUGGGUUGCUCGAGGGCUGGUGGAUGUUUGACGACGGUCGACAGCACGCUCUUGCUAGCGAAUACGCUUGGGAGAAGGCCCUUCGCCAGGCCGGCUAUCAGUGGGUCGACUGGAGUAGUAAUUCUUCGAAAGAAUCCGAGAUCCUACGAUUGAUUGUGGCCUCUCCUGCCAACGUCGGCCCUCAGGAAAGUACCCUGGUCACCGAGGAGUCUGUUACUUUUGCGGAGAAGGAUGGUGUUCAGCUACAGGCGGACAUUUACUAUCCUUCAGAGGUUGAUACAGCAAGCCGAUCCCGGCCUAUUGCCCUCAUGAUCCAUGGUGGCGGCCAUGUCAUGCUUUCUCGAAAGGACAUCCGCCCCAAGCAAACAGAAAUGCUACUUGAAGCAGGGUUCUUGCCAGUUAGCAUUGAUUACCGGCUCUGCCCAGAGGUCUCUCUCGUAGAAGGGCCGAUGGAGGAUUCUCGGGAUGCCCUCAAGUGGGCUCGCCAAGUACUGCCAGGAUUGAUGCUGCAACGCCCCGACAUAAAACCCGAUGGUGAUCACGUCGUGACCGUUGGAUGGUCAACUGGUGGUCAUCUUGCCAUGUCACUUGCUUGGACUGCUGCUGAAGUUGAUAUCCGCCCCCCGGAGGCAAUUCUUUCAUUCUACAGUCCGACUGACUAUGAGGAUCCCUUCUGGAGUCAGCCAAACCUGCCAUUUGGCCAACCCGCUCCGUCCACUGAUACAUACGAUCAGUGGAAAGCCGUUCAAGACAAGCCUAUCACUGCGUAUAAUCCUUCAUCCUCUUUGGGCGGCUGGAUGAACCCUAGUGACGCUCGCAGUCGUAUAGCACUAUACAUGAACUGGACCGGUCAGACGAUUCCUGUCCUGCUCAACAGACAAGGCCCGACCCAGCGGAAUAAAAUGUCCAAAUUGGAGCCACCGAGCAUUGAGGAUAUUCAGGCCAUUAGUCCUUUGGCCCAGAUCCGUUCCCAUAAGUACCAGUCUCCUACUUUCAUCAUCCAUGGUACCCGUGAUGAUCUGGUUCCCAUUGCCCAGGCGCAGAGGACAUAUGAUGCACUUUCUGCCGCUGGUCUCGAUUCUGAGAUCAGAGUACUCGAUGCAGUGCAUUUGUUUGAUAUAUAUCCGGAUAUGAACCAGAACGAGGAGGCAUUGCAGGCAGUUCGAGAUGGGUUUGCCUUCUUGAAAUCGCAUGUCAAACCAUGA
This is a messenger RNA of Penicillium antarcticum, 7386 nucleotides long. RefSeq lists its product as uncharacterized. Gene Ontology annotation, molecular function: fatty acid synthase activity; hydrolase activity; 3-oxoacyl-[acyl-carrier-protein] synthase activity. The coding region runs from base 1 to 7386 and encodes 2461 amino acids. The transcript is spliced from 5 exons. The record is from RefSeq and is a predicted model, not a curated record. Gene Ontology annotation, biological process: secondary metabolite biosynthetic process; fatty acid biosynthetic process. Lineage: Eukaryota; Fungi; Ascomycota; Eurotiomycetes; Eurotiales; Aspergillaceae.